This is a messenger RNA of Parastagonospora nodorum SN15, 1806 nucleotides long. RefSeq lists its product as hypothetical. NCBI's taxonomy places the organism in Eukaryota, Fungi, Ascomycota, Dothideomycetes, Pleosporales, Phaeosphaeriaceae. The record is from RefSeq and is a predicted model, not a curated record. The transcript is spliced from 3 exons. Bases 1 to 1806 code for a protein of 601 amino acids. Gene Ontology annotation, biological process: secondary metabolite biosynthetic process. Gene Ontology annotation, molecular function: flavin adenine dinucleotide binding; oxidoreductase activity, acting on CH-OH group of donors.
AUGCGCUCGCUGUUAGUCCUUUCAUCAUUUGGUGUUACAACUUGUGCAAUUUUCACGUACGACUAUGUCAUCGUAGGAGGCGGUACAACAGGACUGGUAGUCGCAAAUCGUCUGACGGAAGAUGCUUCGAAAACGGUACUUGUCAUUGAGAACGGCAUUCUCGAUAAUGGCACCACGUCCAGUAUACCCGGCAACUCGGGAGGUCUCAAUCUUGCCGCCAUGUACGACAUCUACGGCGCGCCUGUUCCGAACCUUGGCAAUCAGACGUUUCGUGUCACUGUUGGUAACGUGGUCGGAGGCGGCUCUUAUGUCAAUGGUAUGCAAUUUGAUCGCGGCGCUGACGCGGACUACGAUGCAUGGGCUGAGCUCGGUAACGAAGGCUGGGGUUGGAGCGACUUAGAGCCAUACUUCAAGAAGAGUAACGAAUUCGAUGCGCCAAGCCAGGAGACCAUAAAGCAGUUCGGCAUCACUUACGAAGACGAUGCCUAUGGCAAUGGCCCGCUCAAAGUAUCGAUACCGGACUACCAGUACCCAGAUAUGAAGACCAUCUUCCAUUCAUGGGACGACGUCAACAUCCCUCAUCCAAAGGAGGGCUUCAAUGAGCCAGUCGGUGCGUACUGGUCACCCAACUCGAUCAACAAGAAGACUUCGACGCGUAGCACUUCGCGUUCUGCGUACUACGACCCUAUCGUGUCGCGAAGGAACUUGAAACUCCUAACAAACACUCACGUGGACGAAAUCACUUUUGAAAAGUAUAGGGUCGGCGCAUUAGUCGCCACUGGUGUAAAAUACACUCCCAGACAGACCAACAAGCAGACCGAAGUGUUUGCAGCAAAGGAAGUUAUCCUGGCUGCUGGUGGAGUGUUUACACCACAUCUCCUCAUGUAUUCUGGCAUCGGACCAAAAGAUGUGCUUGUAGACGCCGGUAUAGUCGUGAAGAAGGACCACCCCGCGGUUGGCUCCAACUUCCAAGAUCACGUUCCAAACUACAUGAACUUCGAACUCCAAGGGCUCAACCCUGAGAAUCCGGGAGCUCUCAACACGAAUAGCACCUUUAACCAGACCUCUUACGAUCAAUACCUCAAAGAUCGCAGCGGCCCAUACUCUGUCGGCAAAGCUCAAGGGCUGGUGUUUAUUGCACUGCAGCAUUUUGACUCAGCCUUCAAGCAGACAGUAUCCAAGAUCCGGUCGCAAAUCGCAAGCAACUUCCUACCACCUCGUUACUCCAGCAACAUGAACCUCCUCGCUGGGUAUGAAAAGCAGCGUGAAAUCCUCGCGCAUCAGUUCUCUGAAGCUGAUGCCGCGGUGGGCGAGCUUGCUAUCCAUGCUGACGGCUUCUCUGGUAUCGCAAAUAAUAAGCCUCUCUCGCGCGGUACUAUCACGCUUAACAACACCCAUCCUGAAGCAUUCCCUAUCGUGCAGUGGAACACUUUCCAGAACCCGAUCGAUGCCGAUGUAAUGAUUGCGCUCACAAAGUACAACCGUAGACACUGGGCGAAAGAGUUGGCCAUGUAUAAGCCAGUUGAGACAGCGCCUGGUCCUCAGUAUCAGACUGACGAGCAAAUCAUCCAGGGUGGCAUUGAGCAGGGAACUCUUCGGCCCAGCUUCGCGCACCCAAGUGGAGGAUGCAGUAUGAUGCCAGAAUCCUUGGGUGGCUGUGUGAGCAAUGAGUUGUUGGUAUACGGCGUCCAGAAGUUAAGCGUUGUCGAUGCCAGUAUCAUACCUAUGAUUCCGGCUGCGCAUCUACAGGCCACCAUGUAUGCGAUCGCCGAAAAAGCAGCAGACAUCAUAAAGAAGAGAGCUUGA